Molecule: messenger RNA, 1055 nt
Organism: Selaginella moellendorffii
Lineage: Eukaryota; Viridiplantae; Streptophyta; Lycopodiopsida; Selaginellales; Selaginellaceae
Exons: 4
Coding region: 13-960 (315 amino acids)
Source: RefSeq, a predicted model, not a curated record
AAGGACUUGGCUAUGGUCCACCAGAGGGAGCUGGGCGGUAAGAAAAAAUUGGUUAGGGCUCUUGUCGAGUCGUGGAAGCAUGAGGACGAGGAAGCCUAUCUGGUGUCCAGGUGCCAGACCAACUUUCUCUUCGAUUGGGGCGGACUGGGCAAGCUGGGCCGUCUCAUCCAGCUUCUCUACUGUGGUCGUCUCUUUGACAGCCUUCAAGAGCGCGAACUCUACGUUCGGCUCGAUCCCACAAACGGUGUCACCGACGAGGAUCUUCGCUACAUCUCGUCGCUUUCUCUUCGGGUUUUACAAUCCUCCCAGCUGGAGGAACUCGAAGCAUCCCCAGCCAUUCCAAUCCUAGACCGGAUCAUGGACUCGGCCUACUUCCACUACGAGCAGCCCUCCCGAUGCAGCCAGACGGUGCGCUGCAUCACGCGGCUCUACAAAAAGACGAAGGACCGAGUUCUCCUGCGGCUGCUGCGAGAUGUGCUCCACGAGUACAAAACAGGCGGCUACGUCUUCCAGUGGAGGCGGGUCCCCGAGUUCUGUCAUUCGUACCCGCCGCCAACCGGUACGUGCAUUGACGACGUGCAUGCCCUCUCCCAGUUGAUCCAGGCGAUCAACACUAGCCCUUUCACCAGCUUGCUCUUGACUGCAAGGCCCCCAGAGUCCAUCAGCCCCCACGACCAUGCUUUGAUAACAUGCAUGUACCACGCUUACUGCUGGAUGAUCAACACCCGGCUGCCAGUAUACAAGGCCCUCCCUGACUUGUCCUACUCGGCCCUACGUUCUGGGCCGAGAGACGAUCUUGUUGCAGCAGCGGAAAACAUGUAUAUGAUGGAGCGAAUACCCAAUUAUGUCGAGGUUUGUAAACGAAGGGACCUCCUGCGGGCGAAGCUGUAUGGUAUGAGGAUGGAUGGCGCUAUUCUUGAGGCCUAUGCAGUUCGGAAACGUUUUAAGUGCUAUUUAUAACUAGAAACUCCCUAAGAGGAAAGAAAUUGGGUAUGUUUGAGCCCGAAAAUUGCUUGAGCUUGGAGUAAUAAAAUGAUUUUAAGAGUUGCACCCAA